AUGUCAUCCGUCGUUUCGCUCGAUGAUCGGUCGUUCGCCACUGGCGGUACGCAUACAUCCGCAAAAUUUUUAGAACAUGACAGCGUUUGUUUUCAGCGCGCACCUCGACGACCACAAGCUCGUUCUCGUUUUCUCGUAAAUCCGACACCGUGUCCGAGUGCACAAUGGAUCGGACACAAAGUUUAGAAGAGGUCGAGGUCAAGAUUCGGACGGCGGCGGUGUCAAACACGAAUCCGGUAAAGCGACGGGCGGUGAGUCCAUUGAAGAUCAGCUACGAGAAGCCGCGCGUGUGUUCGAUCCACUACAAAACAGUGUCGCACAUGCUUGCCACGUGUCUUCUAGUGCCAUUAUCGAUCGAAACGCUUUGGGUUUUCACCUCUCCGUCACACCCGAAAAACUACAACGUCAUCGUCGGAAUUCUGAAUUCGUCCGCCUUGUUUCUCAGUGUUCUACACGUUCCAAUCUUUCUUUUAACACGAUCUCCGACGCUCAAAUCCGCCGUUUUCACGUUCUGGACAGGGGUGAGCAAGUGCACUCCGCCAAACUUUUUUCGAACUUUUCCACUUCAGAUGCUUAUCGUAUUCGUUCUGGCGGGCGCCGGAUGCUAUGUCUGGAUCACUGUUCAUUUCGGCCAACAACUCGUCGUCCCAUUUCACUAUAUCAGUUUUUUUGGUAUGUCCGCGCAUUGGAGCGCAUUUGCUUCAUCACAUUUUUUGCAGGUUCGGUGGUCUCUGUGAUCUUCGGAGCGAUCGCUGUGUAUAUCGAACAUCAAGCGUCGCAAUAUGGUCGAAAAUUUCCUGGUUUCUAACAAAAAACCUCUUUUUUUCAGCGAUUAUUUAUUGA
Messenger RNA from Caenorhabditis sp. 36 PRJEB53466, 843 nucleotides. The record is from the annotation of a GenBank genome assembly. Lineage: Eukaryota; Metazoa; Nematoda; Chromadorea; Rhabditida; Rhabditidae.